Messenger RNA from Chironomus riparius, 6282 nucleotides. NCBI's taxonomy places the organism in Eukaryota, Metazoa, Arthropoda, Insecta, Diptera, Chironomidae. The record is from the annotation of a GenBank genome assembly.
GCCCUUAUUUAUUGCUUACUCAUUAUACAAAUAAAUCAUAGUCGAAAAAAUUAAUUUGCAGCAUAAUUAUGGAUGAUUCUAACGAUUUGGUUCUUUUAGAGCGUGUUAUGCUGAAAUUUGGUCUUUGUGAUACAGAUGAUCAAUUCGAAGUUCAAGUAAAUAAGUUUUUAUCGCCAGUUUUAUUGAAAAUCGAGAGUAAGAAUGAACAAGUCAGGAAGAAAGUCAUGGAAAUUCUAACACACGUCAACAAAAGACUUAAAUCCAGACCGAAUGUUAAAGUCGACUUAACUUCUUUGUUAAAAAAUUAUGAGGAAUCAUCAAAUUCGUUCCUGACUAAUUUUGCCAUCAUUUACAUCAUUAUUGGAUUUCCAAGAUUGACAAUUGAGGAGCAGAUUAAGCUAUUUCCUUUACUUUUGAAAUGCAUUGAAAAUAAGCCAGAACCACAUCAGAAUAAAUUGUUGAUGCUUUUGUUACCUCUGCUUGGACUUUCUGAAAUCGAAAAGAUGACUGAAGAGCAGUUUAAUCAACAGAAAGAGGCACUCAAAGAUCGUUCAAAUGCAAAAGAGAUGUUAUUAAGUGUGUUAAUAGACAUAUUACUUCUACCUUAUGGACACACCAAUCAAGAUGCUCCUCCACCUGGAUUUUCACUAAAUUCAUUGAAGAGAAUUACGUUAAAGGAAGACACUGCUGAUUAUCUUGAGAAUCUGAAGAAAGGAAUUGUCAGCUAUCUUAGUAAGGAUAUAUUUGAGGAAAAGGAAAUAUUCCCUCAUAUGAUCGUAGCUAGUUCUGACUCGAGAUUCUCGGUCGUCAAUGAAGGUGUAAAUGAGUCUAAUAAGAUCAGCGUGACAAUCGACUUUGAUGAUCCAAACAACUGCAUCCAACUCUAUAAUCUGUUUACUGGAAAGGACUCAAAAAUUAAGGAAAGAAAAGUGUCAGCAUGCAGUCCAAGAUUAAAGCUGAAGAUUCUUAACUUUUUAAUGAAAUGUCGCGGACCAGCAUUGAUUGUUCCAAAAGGAAUUCAAGUCAUCUUUGAAGGACUGUUUGGAGAGACGACAAAUCAAAAAGUUAAAGUUGCUGUUUUACAAUUCGCUGCUAAUUUAAUACAGUUUGGUAAUGGCUCAGUUAUUGAGAAACUAUCGGAAGUCCUUCAUACUUACAUAACCAAAUUAAUUGGACUUGAAUCACCUGAACCAUCAGCUGUUCAAAAUAGCGCCUUAAUGGCAAUCGCAAAAUUAUUUCAAAUAUUUCCAAAGCAUUUUAAUAAGAAUGUCAACUUAAUUGUGAAUUAUUUUGACUUUCUAAAAGGAUCAACAUCUGACUUACAUGAUUCAAUUAAAGAAUGCUUAUUGGCACUAGCUCAAGCUUUCAAAUGGACAGCCAAUAAAGUUUCAGAUGAUGAGAAAAUGGACGUUGAUGGAGAACAAAAAGUUGAUCCAAAGGAUUUAGUUCCUGAAUUUGUUCCAACAUCAAAUCACAUCAUUAUUUUAGGAAUUUUAAGAGACCAAUGUGAGUCAAAGAACCUUACAUCGUUAAAUGUCACCAGCUUCUUCUUAAACACAUGUUUUCCACAGUAUUUCGUACCUGCAAGAUAUAUGCUCGUCUGGAUUAGUGGAAUAUGUAUGCAAUUAAAGGAAGGAGUUUAUACAUUUUUGUAUGGUACACAACGAAAGGAUCAUAUAACUUAUCAGGAAUUGAUAUCAUGUGAUACAAUUAUUAAAGAUGGAGUCACUGACAUUGACCAAAAAAUCAUUUUACCAUCAUUUGAAGGCAUGAUUGCUCAUAUUGAUGAAGAAUUUGAAAGAAAGGCAUCAAAGAGUAAGGAUAAAUUAAGCAGUAUUGACUUGGAUGUUUUCACAGAAGUCCUAGAUUAUGCUCGGAUCUGUUUAUGGUAUUCAGCAGGCUGCAAUUGUGAACCAGGAACUGACAAUUCAAAACUUGUUCAAUAUCUAAUCAAUCUUAAGAAUAAGGACUGUAUUGUAAAGUAUGUGAAGCUUAUAAGAAGCAUAUUAAUCAUAAGAAAGAGUUUAACGGAAUUGGACUGUUUAUUAGAUCUUUAUGAUUCGACACCAUGGAUUGUCUGCUCUAAUGAGAUUAAAAUAUCAGAUACAUUAAAGAUUCUUGCUAAUUCCUUAAAAGACGUAAAUGAAGGAAUUCGUACAAAAUCAGCUAAAAUUUAUGGAAUUCAUCUAGCAUAUGAUUCGACUAAUGAUGUCUUUAACACCGAAAUUACUCAGCUGUUAAAUCUUUCUCAGAAGUCUUUAGAGCAACAACAUGGAUGUUUAUUAGCUCUAUCGAAUGCCUGCUUCUAUCGCAUAAUUUACUACAUCCAAAAUAAUAAGAAUGAAGAAUGGACAAAGUUCGUAAAAUCUCGUGAAUACACGGAACUGAUUAAUUUAUUAGUUAAAUUAUUAAAUGAUCAAAAAUCUCUGCUACAGUUAGCAUCACUAAAAGGCUUAUCGUUACUCGGUUGCUUCGCAUUACCGUUCGAGGAUGUAAAAGAAGAAAAUGCGGAAAAUUACACGCAUUCAAAGAUUUAUGUGUUGAACACGGUCGGGCAACUUUUGAAAAGUUCUCACUCGAAGCAAAAAGUACGGGAAGAAGCAGCUAUAUGUCUCGGUUAUUUGUCAAUUGGUGACAGCAUUUUCUUCUCAAAACGAGUCAUAAAUCAUUUUCUUGAUAUGAAAAGGAUGACAAAGGAUGCAGCACUACACAUAUCAAUAGCACGAGCAUUAGGUUUUAUAUUCUCGGGAGAUGAGCACUUACCGAAAGAAAUUUUGAAUAAUAUGAAAAAUGAUGACGAACUCCUUGAAUGGACAUUAAAGGAAUUAAUGAAAAUUGUUGUAGAAGUAAAUGUGUGUUCACGUCAAGCUGUUAGUCUAUGGCUCCUCGCUGUUGUCAAGUCAUGCUCCAAACGUAAGCCAAUUCUUGAUAAGAAAAGAUCACUUCAAAUGGCUUUUACACAUUUACUGUCUGAAAAUAAUGAAUUAGUUCAACAAGUGGCAUCAAAAGGUCUCGGUAUCAUCUACAGUAUCUGUAGUGAGGAUGACAAACGGGACAUGUCUAAAUUGUUAAUUGAAAACUUAACAGAUGGAAAUAAAGGAGUCAAGCAAAAAGUGUCAGAAGAUACAGUUCUAUUUGAGGAAGGCAUGCUGUCAAAAACACCAGACGGACAGAAUUUGUCAACUUAUAAGGAUCUCUGUAAUAUGGCAUCGGAGAUGAAUAAACCAGAAAUGAUUUAUAGCUUUAUGGAACUCGCUAAUCACAAUGCGAAUUGGAAUACAAAGCUCGGUGCUGCAUUUUCACUUCAAGCUAUUUCUAUUGAGCAUGCUAAAGAGAAUAUGCAGCCAUUUAUAUCUAAAAUUGUACCUAAAUUGUUUAGAUAUAAAUAUGAUCCAACACCAAAGAUCCAGAACUCGAUGAUACAAAUUUGGGAUUCAAUUGUUAAGGAUAACAAUCAGACACUUGAUUCAUAUUAUUGGGAUAUUUUAGAUGAUUUGACUAAGAACCUUACACAUCCGGAAUGGCGAACAAGAAUCGCAUCAACUCUUGCACUUAGGGAUCUUAUUAAAAGACCCAAUGGAUUAAGAUUAAAGUCAUUAGAGUCAAAAAUAAUAGUAGACAUAACUUCAUCAAGUGAUGUCAUCUAUGAAACAGAAUUGAAAUUUUUGUGGGCACAGCUUUAUAGAGUUAUGGAUGAUUUCCAUGAAGGAACAAGAGAAGCGGCUGAAGGAACAGCAAAAAUGUUAUCUAGGAUUUGUGUAACUGCUGUUUCUUGUGAUCAUGGCGAGAAGAGAAGCUUCUUAAUUACAAAUGCAGUUUUGCCAAUUUUAUUGGAAGGAAUUGUACAUGUUGUACAGGAAAUUCGGUUCCUAAGUCUCAAGACAAUCUCAGAAAUGAUUGAUUCUACUGGAAGUUUAAUUCAGCCACAUUUGCCAAUUUUAAUCCCAUGUUUAUUAAGAGCAACUGGAGAACUUGAUAAUACAAAAUUAAGUAUGCUGUCUAACAUGGUCAGUGGACAAGGAGGCUCACAAGAAAUUGUAGAUUCAAUGAGAGCUGAGGAAGCUAAGAAUCACUUUACAAUGAAUACACUAAAAAAAUGUAUCAAGUACAUCGAUAUAUCAACAAUGGAAAAAGCAAAUCAAUCAGUUCUAGAACUGAUUAAAAAUGGUGUAAAUUUGGGUACAAAAGUUGCAUGUGCUGAUUUUGUCUACUUGAUUAGUCUUCAUUUGAAUAAGGAUUUCCAACCAUAUGCUGCCAAAUAUUUGAGUGCAUGUGUUGCGGCUUUGUCUGAUAGAAAUCCAAUUGUAAGGAAGCAUUAUGCAACAGCAAUUGGGGAUUUAGUGACAGUUGCUAAAGACUCGACUGUCAUUUCAUUAUUCAAGAAGCUCACAACAAUAUAUUUUGAGGAUCAAGAAGGCAAAUCCCGAACAAUUGCGUUGACCUUGCAAGCAAUAAAUAAGAAGCAUGCGGAUUUACUAAAUUCAAAUGCCAGUUCCAUUUUGCCGUUAAUGUUUUUCGCAAAGCAUGAAGCAGUAAAUGAAGAAAAUAAGUCAACGGUUGAAAUGUGGCAAGAUUUAUGGAAUGAUGUGAACUUCGGUGACUCCUUACUACAGAAUCACUUUAAUGACAUACUUGGACUCCUUGAGACGUCAAUAAAUCAUCAAAGUUGGAAACUUAAAGCUCAAUCAGGAUCGACAGCCGAGGCAUUGGCAAAAAGGCUUUCAGACAACUUAAGGAAUGAGGAACGAACUCGAUUGAUUGAAUUGAUAAUGGAAAAUAUUAGUGGACGUACAUUUAAUGGAAAGGAGCAACUUAUUGAGGCAUUGGCUGCAUUAUGUGAUAAAUCCUGUAAUAAUGAAUUAAUUGACCGAAUUAUACAAGCUGUCCUAAGAGAAUGUCGUAAGGAUGAAGAAAGUUAUAAGACAAAAGUUUUGGGCUGUUUAGGGACGAUUCUUGAAAAGUUAGAGACUGAAAAUCGUUUUGAGGAUGUCUUCAAUAUUGUUUGGUCGUUGCUGGAUAAACCAAUUACGUCAAAUCGAGAACAAGACACGUCAAAUGAAGAGCGUGGUAAGGAAAAAGACCGAGUAAUUGCAUUAAAAGAGGCAGCAUGUGAUGUGCUUGGAAAGUCAUGGCCAUCAACCAAAUCGUCUAAUUCAAUUGACACACAGAAAAAGUAUCAACUUUUAUUAAUAUCUAAACUUGCUGAAAGUUUUAAGUCAAAUACUCGCACGAUUCAAAUGAAGCUGUUGGUUGCACUUGGAAUGUUUUUAGAGAAGUCGUAUUUGUUGAAUGAGGUAGCUGCAGGUACAGAUGCUGAGGAUUUGAGAGUUAUUUGUAAACUGGUGAUGGAAAAUAUCGCAGAAGCUUCAGGCUUAUCGCACGUCGGACUGAAAAAAGAAUGCCUACAAAUCUACAUCAUCCUACUCAAGAAAUUAAAAGCAAUAAACAAGGGCAACGACGUAGACUUUAUAACAGGAGAAUUUGAAAAGAUUGCUGAUAAUUUCCAACGAGAUAAUUCUCCGGAAAUAAAGCUUCGUCUUCAAGAUAUCAAAGGAAUCUUAAAAUAAUCUACUGUAAUCCUCUUAUUCGUCUGAAGUCUUAUCAUUUUAUUAUAUCGUUGGAAAUGAAUUUUGUAAUAAAUCCUAUAAGCCUAAUUUGUUUGUAUAUUGAGCAGUUUUUGGAUUCACUGAGUUGGAUUGGAAGUGACAUGUGAACUAUUUUCAAUAUUCAGAUCUCAAUCUCAAUUUUUUAUUUUUAAAUCUGCAGGAUCAUAAAUUCGGAUUUAAUUUAAUCUGGUGAAUUAAAAAUUAAUCCAUAGGAAUUAAAACUUCAAUAAGGCUCUUCGAGACAAAAUCGUUUAAAUUAAUUCUAGUUUAAUUGUCAAAAUAAAUUAAAACAAUUAUUAUAAUAUUUUCAUGAGACUUUUAAGGAUUUUAUGUGGAUAAUUAAGGAUUCAGGGUUAAUUAUCAACCCUCAUUAUGAUUAAAAAUUCAAAAAAUGAUACAAUAAACAGCUAUAUAUUGUUUGAUACCUAAAUAACAGUCUCUUGUUUACUUACUAUUGCUGUAUAAAAGGAAAUAAACAUCACAUUAGCACAUUAGACAUCGGAUACCUGGAAAUCAUCUAAAUACCAAGCCCAUACGCAGAAGUAAUAUAUAUUUUUAGAAAUAGUAAGCACAUCGCAUGCAAUAAAUAUGAAGUAUUAAAAAUUAAUUAUUUAUAAGGAACUUUGAUGCAAAUUUAAAUUGUUGACUUUACAUCCAUUUCCAAUAAUAAAUUGAC